AUGGCGGCUAAACGUAAGGCUGGGGCGCUUCUGCAACAUGUUCUGCCAAAGUUAGUUAGUGUCAUCGAUAGAAGUUUCACAGGGCGAGGUGGCUGGACUGGCCAAUGGCCUGAAUUUUUACUUGAACCACAUUGCAGUUGUCAUCACGCGCCGAUGACAGCAGCGUCCGGCCCGGACAAUUUGACUCCAGAACCCAAUGACAUGAAUGACGAAGAUAACUUUUCAAGUCAAGGCUACGCGAAAGAUGCGGAGAAGUUGAAAAUGAUGUUGCUAGCUUGGAAUUACAACACUCAGACAGGUCGGAACGGUGACAUAUCUGAGACUGGCGCCGACAGCAGCAUGGCGGACCUCUGGGCCUCGUACCACAGCGCUUUGGGUCUCGGGAGCAAACCACCAAAACCCCCUACCCCUUUGACAACCGGACACUCGAGUCCUAUACAUGUUGGGUCCGCGACAAACGUGGAACCUGCGUCCACACACGACGAGACAUCUUCCUCAGACAGAACCAAAGACGAUGAUGACGGCGGAGCGUCUGAUGACGAUAGCGAUGAUCGCGUAGAUCCACAGCAUCAUGAUCCGGAGCGAUUGAAGGCUUUUAAUAUGUUCGUCCGCCUGUUCGUCGACGAGAACCUCGACAGGAUAGUUCCUAUCUCGAAGCAGCCCAAGGAGAAGAUCCAAGCAAUCAUAGACUCGUGCACGCGACAGUUCCCCGAGUUCGCUGAACGUGCUCGCAAGAGAAUCAGGACGUACUUGAAGAGUUGCAGACGCAAUAAGAAGGUUCGCGGAGACGUUCAGCCGACUGGCAAUGGAGGAAGCACGCCAUCCGGCAACGCUUGGGAUACAGCGGUGCGUCCGACUCCCGCGCACUUAACGUCUGUACAAGCUGAACAUAUCUUGGCGCAGGCGUGUGAGAACGAGAGCCUCAACGCGAAACGCAUGCGGCUUGGUCUCGAUCCUGUCAGUCAGCCGAUGCCGACCGUGCCCACUCCAAUGGCCAUCGACACAACAGCGACCUCGUCAUUCCUGAAUCUCUAUAGUGGAGCGAUUAGCAGCCCAGCAUCCACGACAACCACCACGGCCCCGGGUCACAGCAAGGCAGCAGCAGACACCACCAGACCCUCAAACAGCCCUACUAUGGAGCCAUUGCUCAAUAAUAACACUUUGAAACUUGAUAACGCUAAUGGAAAUACUGGCAGUAAGACUGCUAGUCCAGCUUCAUCGCCGGCUCCACUGUUCAGACCGACAUUUCCAUCCACAUUUGGUAACCCUCCAACAUUCGGGAGACAAAAUUCGUCCACAAGUCAAUCAUCUGCGUUGUCAAAUACAGCGUUGCUCUCUACUCUCACGGCUCUGCCACCAACAGGUGUUGGUGUCAACGCUGCAAUGGCCGCGUAUCAAAGCGCGCUGCUCUCUGCAAUGGCUGCGCAUACGCAUACAUUCCCAAAUAUUACUGCUCCAACAGACUUGUCACUGAAGACAUCGACGACCACUCUUCAUUCCACAUCUACGCCAUCCAUCGCCGGAUCUAACUCUCAGAAAUCUCUCCUGUCUCACAAACUCUCCGGCUCUGAAGUUGGCGCUGUACGACAGCUGAUCACAGGUUAUCGUGAGUCAGCAGCAUUCUUGUUAAGGUCUGCUGAUGAACUGGAGACUCUCCUCUUGAACCAGCCAUAG
Leptosia nina is the source of this 1674-nucleotide messenger RNA. Lineage: Eukaryota; Metazoa; Arthropoda; Insecta; Lepidoptera; Pieridae. The record is from the annotation of a GenBank genome assembly.